UGUAGAUCUACUGGACAAGCGUUUUUACUUCCAAAGUUACUCCAUUUGCGAUGCGAUUCGUUAUGAUUCAGUCUUGAUUUUGCCAUUUGUUCAUUUUUCAACAUGGAGCGUCAGCAAGUCGUGGAGCUGUUGCUGCAGUUUCUGAACGAGAACGGAUUUGUGCGCACGCAGGCUGCCCUCGAGGCUGAAAGUCGCCUCCGCUUUGAGCCCGAUCAAGUCAAGGUCGCAAGCCAGCUCCAAGUCAUUCUGGACUUGUACGAAGCGACGCAUGGUGACCCGAGCAAGAAGCCUCGCAAGAUGGACAUUUCCGAUUUGCUGGUUCAGCCAACGGCAACCAUUCCAACUCAGAACGUCUUUACUGUCCAAGACUUGCACACGGGCCCAGUGCUUGCAGCUCGACUCCGCGACGAUAUGAAGUUGUUCACCGGAUCUUCCGACAAAACCGCGGCUCUGGCGCAGUUCUCAGACUUGGACGACGAGUAUCGGUGGUACCGGGACAACACGCUCACACACCACUCUGGCGCUGUUCUCGCGGUCGAGUUCCACCCUCUUCUCAAGAACAUCGCCCUGACCUCGUCCAUGGAUCGAUCACAUCAAAUUGUGGAUAUCGAGACUGGCGAUGUCCUUCAAACCUUCGCCGACCACACCAAAUUCGUGGUGCGCGUGCAGUGGUCGCCAAACGGAGAAUAUUUCGCAACAGCGUCAUACGACCACCAUGUUGGUUUGUAUCGCCGUGUGCAAAAAGUCUCCAAGCCCGUCGAGGAUGAUGAUGACAGCGACGCAGAAGAGGAACCAGCGCCUUUCAAGUUUGAGCGCGUCGGCCACUUCCUCUUUGAGGGCUAUGCCGAAGCACUCUGCUUCUCACCGGAAGGCGACGAGCUCUGCAUGGCCGCUCGAAACGACUGUUUCCUGCAUUUUGUUGAGCUGACCAGCGGCAAUUACGAGCGGUCCAAGAUGAACAUGAACGCGCUGGGCGACACGCACGUCAGCUUCACCGCCUUGGACGUGUCUUACUCGCCGUUUGGCAAAAAGUACCUUCUUGUCUGCACAGACAAAAACCGACUGAUUUUGUAUGCUCGGGAGACGGGCGAGCAGCUGCGCCACUUUUACGGCACCAACAAUGACGAGUGGAGCACACCUCGCCACUGCUGGCAUCCGUCCGGACAGUACAUUUUUGCUACCUCGCAAGACCGAUGCAUCUACAUUUGGGAAAUGUGCUCUCAAAAGCUGGUUGGCAAACUCACCGGACACACGGAGAAUAUUCGCGACCUGUCUUUCAACGACAAGCACAAAAUUCUUGUUUCGACUGGUUUCGACAAGGUCGUUCGUUUUUGGAAGUAACCCCACCAACGUCGUCCCGUGUAUGGAUUGUCACAACAACAAAAGCAAUGUAUUUUUUCAUCCGCUCAAACAACAGUUUUGCAGUGGACGGUCUAUUGAAGGAA
Molecule: messenger RNA, 1445 nt
Organism: Capsaspora owczarzaki ATCC 30864
Lineage: Eukaryota; Filasterea; Ministeriida; Capsasporidae
Exons: 11
Coding region: 103-1341 (412 amino acids)
Molecular function (GO): protein binding
Source: RefSeq, a predicted model, not a curated record